Morus notabilis is the source of this 561-nucleotide messenger RNA. RefSeq lists its product as uncharacterized. The transcript is spliced from 2 exons. The record is from RefSeq and is a predicted model, not a curated record. NCBI's taxonomy places the organism in Eukaryota, Viridiplantae, Streptophyta, Magnoliopsida, Rosales, Moraceae. The coding region runs from base 1 to 561 and encodes 186 amino acids.
AUGCAACCUGCAAAUUUCUCUGAUAUAAAAUGUGACAUUCCCGAACUAAAGGGUGACAACUAUAAGGUAUGGAAGGGGGGGAUUCUUCUUCAUUUGGGGUGGAUGGAUAUUGACUAUGCUAUUCGGAAGGCUAAACCACCUGCCAUUACGGCGACCAGUCAACCUGAUGAUGUUGACCGGUAUGAGAAAUGGGAGCGAUCUAAUCGCCUUUGUGUCAUGUUUAUAAAAACAAAGAUCUCUGCUGGCAUCCGUGGUUCGGUCGCUCAGCAUGACAAAGUCAAGGAAUUACUGAAGGCUGUUGAUGAACAGUUUGUCUCUUCAGAUAAAGCUUUAGCUAGCACCCUAAUCAUGAAGUUCUCCUCCUUAAGGCUUACCAGUGUCAGUGGUGUGCGUGAGCACAUCAUGCAGAUGAGGGAUAUCAUGGCUCAAUUAAAGAAUCUAGAGGUUGAGAUGUCUGAAUCCUUUCUGGUGCACUACAUUUUGAACACUCUUCCACAUCAAGGGGAGACUGAUUAUGGAAUUGGGAGAGAGUUUGUUGAUGGCAACACAAAGAAAGGAUGA